Trypanosoma theileri is the source of this 2157-nucleotide messenger RNA. Its product is annotated as ATP-dependent RNA helicase. The transcript has a single exon. Lineage: Eukaryota; Euglenozoa; Kinetoplastea; Trypanosomatida; Trypanosomatidae. Bases 1 to 2157 code for a protein of 718 amino acids. The record is from RefSeq and is a predicted model, not a curated record. Gene Ontology annotation, cellular component: nucleolus. Gene Ontology annotation, molecular function: ATP binding; nucleic acid binding. Gene Ontology annotation, biological process: maturation of LSU-rRNA from tricistronic rRNA transcript (SSU-rRNA, 5.8S rRNA, LSU-rRNA).
AUGGGCAUUAAAGGUAGAAGAAAGCGUCUCCGCGAACGGGAGGCCAAAGCUGCUGAUAUGACUGAUAAUGGAAUGCAGGAUGAAGAAUGGUCUGAAGACUAUGGAGAUGAAUUCAACGAGAAUGUUGUAGUAAUGGGCGAUGGACCUAUGCGAGCUCCUGUGGAUUCCCAAGGUAGAUUAUGCAUGAAAAAAACUGACUAUUUUAAUAUGCAGGAUAUGGAAUAUCUUGAGCGUAUUGCCGAAGAGCAUGGAAACCGUCGUACCAGUCAUUUGUCUAAACAAAAACGAACUAUUAAUGAAGAAGAAGCUGUAAUAGAAACGGAGAAAUUACUACAACAUCACUUUGACACUGAAGAAGCUUUAGAAGAACUUGUACAAGUUUCUAAUAAUAGUAAAAUGUCUGGAAAAAGUAAAGAAGAACGAUUACUUGAACGUCGACGUUCUACUGGUAAAGGUGCACCUUUUGGACAUCCACUUAUGGGUAUUGAUUCAACUGUUGUGAAUGGUUUACAAUCUGAGGGAUUUAACCGCAUGACAGUUAUUCAAGAACGUGUAAUUCCCUAUGCUUUACAAGGGUAUGAUAUCCUCGGACAGGCAAAGACAGGAUCUGGAAAGACACUCGCUUUCUGCGUCCCUGUUCUUCAUACGAUUAUCUCUCUUGUUCACAAACGUCCAAAUGCGACAUAUAGUUUAAUGCUCGCUCCAACGAAAGAACUCUGUGUUCAGACAAAUGAUGUGUUGAAAAGUAUUUGUCAACACAUUCCAGGAGAUGUGGCUAAUUUUUCUGUUCAACUUAUUACUGGUGGUACAAAGAUAACAGAAGAACGUCGGUUAUUAGCUGCAGGUAUCUCUAUUGUAGUUGGAACUCCUGGUCGUAUACACGAUCAUGUAAAACACUGUACCAACUGGGAUCUUGCAAGAAUUCGUUUUCUUGUACUAGAUGAGGCAGAUCGUAUGUUGGCAGAUGGUUUUCAAAAGGAUCUGGAUGCGAUUGUUCAGCGUCUACCGCAUUCUCGUCAAACACUUUUGUUUUCCGCAACGAAUUCCAAGUCUGUUCGAGAAUUGGCACGACUAUCACUAUCGCGUACACCGUUGUUUAUUGCAACUACUGGAAAUGCACCAACAAUGGUUCAAGUGGAUAGACCAGGUGAUGAUAACAAUAAUAAUAAUGAAUCAUCAACUUCUACUUUACUUCCCCCUUACAGUUCCUAUGAAGACCCAACUAGUGACAAUGAAGAGCAGGAGUUAAAUACAUCAAGAGAAUCAAGUCCAUCAUCUACACAUGCAGAUGGUGAUGCGGAGCCAAUUCCAAGUAGUUUACGUCAAUUCUGUCACAUAACACCAGUUGAAAAGCGUAUGCUUUAUCUUUAUACCUUUGUAAAGCGAAUAGCUAGAGUAUCAAAGGCGAUGGUUUUUUGUUCUACUAUAGCCAGCACAACCUUUCAUUUUCAAAUGAUGGGUUCUGUAGGAUUUCAUAAUGAAGUUAUGAUGCUUCAUGGACAUAUGAAACACCGUCAACGUGUGGCUGCAUUUCAAGCCUUUAAUGAAUGGGAAACGGGUGUAUUGUUUUGUACAGAUGUGGCUGCACGUGGUCUUGAUAUUCCUAAUGUGGAAUGGAUUUUACAAUAUGAUCCACCACUUGAUCCUACGGAGUAUAUUCAUCGUAUUGGACGAACAGCACGUGCUGGUAAUGUUGGUAAUGCUCUUCUUUUUCUCACACCAGAAGAAGUUGGUUUCGUUCGCUAUCUCUCCAAGUUUGGUAUUACACUUGAGAAGUAUCCAAUGCCGGAGAAAUUACCAAAAAUUCAAAUGAAACUAGAACAUGUUCUUCAAUUGGAUCCUAUUGUUGCGAAGAGUGCUGUAAGUGCAUACAGAGCCCACGUAGGGGCUUACCAGAGUCAUCUAUUGAAGGAAACUUUUUGUAUAGAUCGACUGGAUUUGUUGGGUCUCGCUAAGAGUUUCGCACUGGAGUCAGCACCGAGUAUCUCACUACCGAAGAACUCUGCUGAAGAGAAGAAAAGGGAGUAUGUAAAGGGAAAACUCAAAUCACUCAACCGACGAAGAUUAGAGGCGAAGAAAUAUUAUGAAUCGCAGAAGACAAAGCCACAGUGGACACCGGAUGGACAUUUUGUUGGGGCAUUACCACCGAAACUGUAA